AUGUCACAGAAGACCAUCCUAGUCACCGGCACCAACCCCGGCGGCAUCGGUAACUCGCUCGCCCGCGAGUUCCACGCCAAAGGUCUGCGCGUAUUUGCGACCGCUAGAAAGACCGACAGCAUCAAAGACCUCGCCGAUCUGGGAAUCGAAACGCUCUCGCUCGAAGUCACCGACCCGCAAAGCAUCAAGGCUUUGAAAGAGGAGGUUGCAUCGCGCACAAACGGAAAGCUCGACUACCUUGUCAACAAUGCUGGUCGCAACUACACUGUUCCUGCCACCGACAUUGACUUUGACCAAGUCCAGCUCACAUACGAGGUCAAUGUCUUUGGUGUUAUGCGCAUGUGCCAGGCAUUCACACCACUGCUGAUUGAAGCCAAGGGUACCAUUGUCCAGAUUGGCAGUCUGGCUGGUGUCAUGCCCUACGUCUUUGGCAGUGUAUACAACUCGACAAAGGCUGCCCUGCACUCUUACAGCAACACGCUCAGAGUCGAGCUGGAGCCGUUUGAUGUCAAGGUCGUCACUGUAGUGACUGGCGGUGUCAAGAGCAAUAUUGCAAGAAACGACUGGCAGUUGCCCAGAGAUUCCAUCUACCUGCCCAUCGAGCCUGAAUACCUGAGACGCACAAAGCACUCACAAGAGGUUGGCAUGCCCAACGAAAAAUAUGCAAAGUCCGUUGUGAGCCAAGUACUCAGCGGUCGUCACAAGAGACAGUUCUGGGAAGGUUCAUUCUCGUACAUCGUCUGGUUCUUGAACACCUUCAUGCCAGCCAAGAUCUUCGAUUACCUCUUCUGGCGCAACUUUGGCAUGUGGAAGCUCAGAGAGGCACACACCAAGAAGCUCGCUUGA
Molecule: messenger RNA, 846 nt
Organism: Aureobasidium namibiae CBS 147.97
Lineage: Eukaryota; Fungi; Ascomycota; Dothideomycetes; Dothideales; Saccotheciaceae
Product: NAD(P)-binding protein
Exons: 2
Coding region: 1-846 (281 amino acids)
Biological process (GO): phosphatidic acid biosynthetic process; triglyceride catabolic process
Cellular component (GO): endoplasmic reticulum; lipid droplet
Molecular function (GO): triacylglycerol lipase activity; acylglycerone-phosphate reductase (NADP+) activity
Source: RefSeq, a predicted model, not a curated record